CUGCUUCUCCAGCUCUGCUUUGCUUUUUAAAAGGCUCAUUUACAAGUGGUUGACUGGGCUGCCUGCUUGCCAGUAUUGUGCGUUGAUCAGUUGAAAGAGCGAUAAGGAACAUUUCAAAUAACCACGAGUUAUUUGAAGAACUUCCCCACAGAGACAGCCGUCCUGUGAAUGAGACUGUUUUUGUUGAGCUGGUAUUUGUACAGGGUGACACCCUCUUUCACACGGCCUGCCUCCUCCCUGCGUGACUCAGUGUUGAGAGAGAAGCCUCUAAGCUGUUCAUUAACAGGCGAGCGGAGGUGGGAAGUGCACCCAGGAAGCGCCAGGUGCACAUUUGUUUCAGCCGGAUCCACUUGGGGAAUCACUGCGGGCCAGUUAGCCAAGAGUCCCGGGUUCCUGCGCAAGAAAGAUCCUCACUAGAAUCCAGCAUGUCAAAUUUUUCCUCUAGAAAAAAGUCUCCAACUGGAAAUGAUCUGAAGAGCGCCCGGGGAGCUGAGCUGAGACAACAGGGUUUUCAGGACGUGAACAAAAGAAGGGCUUUCUUACAGGACAACAGCUGGAUAAAGAAGCCCCCAGAGGAAGAACAAGACGGAAAUUAUGGCAGGGUGGUGCUCAACCGGCACAACUCCCAUGAUGCCUUGGACAGGAAAUUAAUAGAGAGAGAUGAGCCAAAAGCCACAAUUAGCCGGUACAGAUCUGAGGACAUGCUGGACAGAACACUGUCCUCAUUUAGAACGCCACAAUCAACCAAGACGCCAGCUGUCAGCUCCUUCAAUGCAAACACUACCGCCACAGCUUCAACCCCCGCUACCACUCCUGUGAAGAAAAAGAGACAGUCCUGGUUCCCACCACCCCCUCCUGGUCACAAUGCCUCUCCAAGCACAGCAGCCAGCAGAAGGGACCCAGCUCUGCACCCUCCACUCCCCCCAAAGCCCUGUUCUCCCAUUGCUUCUCCUAAACCAUUGGGGCGGACUAAUAGGCAGAUACAUGCAGCUACAGCGGGGGCAUGUGGAGAAACAGAACGACAUGCUGAAAGAAAUAUAAGGACUGAGGAUCUCGAUGACAUCAUCAGGGUGGCGGCUGCACUUCAGAAAACUGACAAGGGUGAAGAAUUGGAUAAUCUCAUCAGAAUGAACAAAAGCUUGAACAGAAACCAAGGUCUCGAUGGCCUCUUCCGAGCAAACCUGAAGGCACAGCAAUUGGACAAAAGAGCCCAGAGUCUUGAAAGCCUGAUCUAUAUGAACACACAGACGGACAGAGAUGGCAAAGGAAAUCAAGCCUUCGGGAGCCUUAAGAAAAUCAACCAAAGGGCUGACCCCGACAGAAGAAGCCAAGAUCUCAGAUCAGUUAUCAGAACACAUGCCACGGCUGAGAGAAUCGGCAGAAGAAAACAAGACCUCGAUGGACUGAUUAAAGUGAAUCCUGACACAAAUAAAAAUAUGAAGAGGGGCAAGAGCCUUGACAAUCUUAUCAAAGUCACCCCGGAAGUAAACAGAAGCAACAAAGGGGGUCCAAGUCUUGACAAUUUCACCAAAGGAGUUCCUGCAAGGAGCAGAGCUAACCAAAGGGACCAAGACCUGGACAGUCUUAUCAAGGUGACCCCCUCAGCAAACAGAAGCCAGCACAGUCUUGAUGAACUUAUUAAUACAAGCCCCCAAACUAUCAAAACUACUGCUAGACACCAAGAUCUCGAUAAGUUCAUCAAAGUAAAUCCUGAUGUUCUCACAAACAACCAAAGAAACCAUGAUGUAGACAGCACCAUCAGAGGGAAUCCUACAGGGACCAGAUGCGAGCAAAGCGAAGAGUUGGACAAUCUUAUCAAAGUGAAGCCUUCUGCUCUCAGAAACACAAAUGGAGGCCAGGACCUAGAAAGCUUAACUGAAGUAAAUUCUCAUGUGGCUGAGAAGAAUGGGAGGAUAGAUGGCCAAGCCAAUGGAUUGACUAACAGUCUGUUCAAGGAGUCCACAAGAGCCUCGGUCUAUUCUUAUGAAGCCAGAAACAGUCUCAGCUCCAAUUCUGGAAACAAGAAUGGUGGACCCAAGGACACUGUUGUUUAUACAAGGACAUAUGUGGAGAACAGUAAAUCACCAAAGGAUGGUUAUCAGGAAAAUAUCUCAGGAAAAUAUAUACAAACCGUUUAUUCAACUUCAGAUAGGUCUGUCAUUGAAAGAGACAUGUGCACUUACUGCCGCAAGCCCUUGGGGGUGGAAACCAAGAUGAUUUUAGAUGAAUUACAGAUCUGUUGCCAUUCCACCUGCUUUAAGUGUGAAAUAUGCAAACGGCCUCUGGAAAAUUUACAGGCAGGAGACAGUAUUUGGAUCUAUAGGCAGACGAUACACUGUGAGCCCUGCUACUCUAAAGUGAUGGCAAAAUGGAUUCAGUAACGCCGACACGUGGAAAUGAAGAUGAGCACCUUCAUCGAGGAAUUUAAAGCUACAUUUAAGAAUAUGUAAUCUAGAAAACAUCUGCAUUGGACAUCAUCUCUUGAAUCAAAAUAACAGUUUUGUUGUUGCACAAACAAUCUAAUUACAUUGAAGAAGGUCACAUAUGUGAAAAGAAUCAUCUGGUGUCUGGCAAAGUUUAGUGAUAAAAAAAAAUCUACAUAGUUCUAGUUACCAAACUCAACGGCAGUGAGCAUUCUCAACCCUGAGCAGGCCAUCUCUGCUCUAUAUUUGACUGUCCAUCUUGGUUUCCAUUUUAACUGAGUUUCUUAUCUUCCUACCUACAUCCCUCUAAUAAUUUGCAUUAGAGCAUUAUUGACCCCCUGACAAAUAGGCUGCUGGAAGCAAGAUAUACUUCUUUUUUCUACAAAAGAAAAUGCACAUAGAAAUUUCCUUCUAAAUUUUUGGUUCAAGGUAUCAAUGUUCCAAGUUGUUUGGACCUUAGAAAAAUCACUUAAAAUUUCCAGACUUUCUGUGGCAUUAUCUAUGACAACACAGAUAUUAGACAAAAUGGUUUCUAAGUCCCUCCUUGCUUUUCCUAUCCUCUGAAUCUAAAAGAGAUUUGAGUUUCCUGUUUAGAAACAUGUUGGUAUAUUUGUUAGCUAUGUUGGGAAAUAUAAAUAAUUUCACCUAAGUGUCACCCUUCAGUUUAUCACAGGCAUGGCUUUUGAGGACUAUUCUUAAAACUGGAAUCAAUAGCUCUAUGGGUGAUAGGUAAAAAUCAGAUAACGUGUAAUUUGUUAAACUUUCUUUGCAUGUAUUUCAAAAUCUGGGUGAUCAAAUAAUCUGAGAAGUAAUAGCUAUGUAUUGCAAACACGUUAUGUAAGUUCGUGUUAUAAACAGUUUAUGUUUACAGAAGGAUCACAACAAUAAAAUGAACUGUCAAUUUC
Molecule: messenger RNA, 3328 nt
Organism: Mus musculus (house mouse)
Lineage: Eukaryota; Metazoa; Chordata; Mammalia; Rodentia; Muridae
Gene: Scel
Product: sciellin
Exons: 31
Coding region: 426-2381 (651 amino acids)
Biological process (GO): response to mechanical stimulus; epidermis development; keratinocyte differentiation
Cellular component (GO): cytosol; cytoplasm; nucleoplasm
Source: RefSeq, a predicted model, not a curated record